Candidozyma pseudohaemuli is the source of this 342-nucleotide messenger RNA. RefSeq lists its product as uncharacterized. The record is from RefSeq and is a predicted model, not a curated record. NCBI's taxonomy places the organism in Eukaryota, Fungi, Ascomycota, Pichiomycetes, Serinales, Metschnikowiaceae. The transcript has a single exon. The coding region runs from base 1 to 342 and encodes 113 amino acids.
AUGCUGCUUUGGGUUCAGGCAAUUGUCGUUCUCCUUUGGUCGAGCAUGGUCUAUGGUGAUGAUGACAUAAUCAACUCAGAGAAGUACAACGAAAAUGAAUUGUGUUUUUUGAAAUACAACGGUAUCUCCGCUGAAGAUGACGGUGGAAAAUUCGCAAUUGGCUUGUUGGAUGAUGAUUUGGUGCCUCAUCAUUUCGUGGCUGAAAAAGGGUACUCUGGGUCCUUGGAGGAACGUGAUCAAUUCUUCAAAAUAGUUGUUGAGAGUGAAGUAAACAAGUGGAGUCCUGGAGCAGACUACUGUGAGUUGUUGCUGAAUGCCUUGGAUAGGGAUAACGAGAAGUGA